Epinephelus fuscoguttatus (brown-marbled grouper) is the source of this 2624-nucleotide messenger RNA. Its product is annotated as beta-galactoside alpha-2,6-sialyltransferase 2-like. The transcript has 6 exons. Lineage: Eukaryota; Metazoa; Chordata; Actinopteri; Perciformes; Serranidae. Bases 956 to 2248 code for a protein of 430 amino acids. The record is from RefSeq and is a predicted model, not a curated record. Gene Ontology annotation, molecular function: sialyltransferase activity.
UGAUGAGGGAUGACGUCAUGGGUUUAAAUGUUUUCAGGCUGGGAGAGUUUGGGCUGUUGUUGUUGUUUGUGUUGUGUGUUGCCAUGGUGACGUGAAUCAGUCCAGAACUGUGUGAGACUGUUAAUGAGGAGAAGCUCAUUAAUAUUCAGACACUGCUGUGACGUGCUUCAACUUCACUCAGGUUAUUGAUACGUGAUGAUGUCAUUCUGUGGGUUCAACUGAGGAGGGAGGAAGGAAGGAAGGAAGGGAGGACAAGUGGAGUUUAAGGAGGAAGGAAGGAAGGAAGGAAGGAAGGACAAGUGGAGUUUAAGGAGGAAGGAAGGAGGAGGGGAGAACAAGGAAGGAAGGAAUGAAGGAAGGACAAGUGGUGUUUAAGGAGGAAGGAAGGAGGAGGGGAGAACAAGGAAGGAAGGAAGGAAGGACAAGUGGAGUUUAUGGAGGAAGGAAGGAGGAGGGGAGAACAAGGAAGAGGAAGGAAGGAAGUGAGUGAACAGUUGAUUCAGGUAAAGUGUCGGAAUCAGUACGGGGGACAGUUAGGGCCAAGAUAACGAUAAAAAGUCGUGAAUCUAUGAAAAUAAAUUUGAAAUCUACAAGAAUAAAGUUGUAAAUUUAAUUUACAUCUUUAUUCUUGGAAGGACAGGAGGAAGGACGGAAGGAAGAACAGGAGUAAGGAAGUACAGAAGGAAGGACAGAAGUAAGGAAGUACAGAAGGAAGGACAGAAGGAAGGAAGAACAGAAGGAAGGAAGUACAGAAGGAAGGACAGAAGGAAGGAAGGAAGGACAAAAGUAAGGACAGAAGUAAGGAAGAACAGAAGGCAGGACAGAAGGAAGAACAGAAUUAAGGAAGUACAGAAGGAAGGACAGAAGGAAGGUAGGACAGAAGGAAGGAAGGAUAGAAGGAAGGAAGGAAGGUAAUGAGGAACUGACUCCACCUCCUUCUGCUCUGUGGUCCAGUAUGAAGUCAAACAGGAAAUGGCUCCUACUGGUCCUGCUGGCCUGGCUCCUCCUCUUCCUGUCCCUGCUCUGUCAUUUCCUGGACCUCAGAUCCUCCUUGCUGCCUCGAUCCAGAUCUGCCGCAGAGUCCCAACCCACCAGGUCCGAAACCCGCCGGCUGGCCUCUGUUCAGGGGGGGCUGAGGAACCAGAGAUCUGCAGGGGAGUCGGUGGCGGACUGGAGGAGGAGGAGGAGGACUGAGUACAGGUCCAGGUCUCAGGACGUCCACAUUUCCAGGUCUGAGGAUGACUACAGGGCCAGGUCUGAGGAGUACUACAGGUCCAGGUCUCUGGAGCUGCUGCAGAGACUGUGGAGCGGGAACCUGACGGCGGGGAUGCUGAGUCCUCGUCUCCAGAAGGUCCUGAAGGUGCAACUGAGCUCCAACAGGCACCAGGUGGUGCAGCGGGGUUCCAGGGGGGUCCGCAGGUCCGGCCCGCAGCUGUACUGUGAGCUGAAGAGGAGGACCAGGGUCCGGACUGUGGACGGGACCGAGGAGCCGUUUGCCAGUCUGGGCUGGGACCGCCUGGUGCCUUCACUGUCCCUGCAGGAGCUCCGGACAUCUCAGUACCAGCGCUGCGCCGUAGUGACGUCAGCCGGAGCCGUCCUCAACUCGUCUCUAGGGACGGAGAUCGACUCCCAUGAUGCAGUUCUUCGCUUCAACGCGGCGCCCACCAGAGGCUUCGAGAGAGACGUAGGGAACAAGACCACCAUCCGCAUCAUCAACUCCCAGAUCGUGGCUCGGCCCAAAUAUAACUUCAGCAGCAGCUCGUUGUAUCAAGACGUCAUCCUGCUGGUCUGGGACCCGGCUCAGUACGACGCCAACCUCACACAGUGGUUCCAGAGGCCGGACUUCGAUCUGUUCUCGGCGUACAUCGAGCGCCGUCGCCUCCAACCCGAGCAGCCAUUUUACAUCCUGCACCCGCAGUUCAUCUGGAGCCUUUGGGACCUGAUCCAGGACAACACCGAGGACCCCAUCCAACCCAACCCACCGUCCUCUGGGUUCACAGGUAUCCUGCUGAUGAUGUCACUGUGUCGUGAGGUCAGCGUGUACGAGUUCAUCCCGUCUCUGCGUCGCACCGACCUGUGUCAUUACUACGAGCGUUACCAUGACGCCGCCUGUACGCUGGGAGCGUACCACCCUCUGAUGUACGAGAAGCUGCUGGUCCAGAGGAUCAACGAGGCAGACCAAGACCAGCUCAGGAGGAGGGGCAGGGUCACGCUGAGGGGGUUCAGUACGGUCCACUGUGGUUCAUGAUCCAGGUUUAACAUCUUUUUAUUUUAUAACUUCUUAAAAUAAAUUAAAUCAACUUUAGUUUUUAUUUUUGUCCCUGAACGCCUCAUUAAUCGUUGUCACCGUGGUAACACUAAUGAGACAGUGCGUUCACUGUCCGUUCACACCUGCUGUGUUUGUGACCAUUCCAUGCGUUGGUUAACCAGGACUGACAGGACCUUUGUGCGCUGGUUAUUGUGACAAAUUUAAUGAGCGUCUCUGUGGAGACACUCAGCUUUGAUAAAUAACCCACGGGCCCCUGAAUGCAUCACAAAGUCUGGAGCUCCGGACUGGUUCAGGCUCACACACCGGAAAUUGUCAUUGAAUCCAUCACGUCUGCUUUGGUUGUCGUGUCAUUAAA